AUGAUUGAUACCAAAUUUCGAGAUGAAUUAGCAUCUAAACGAGAACGUGUUGAAUUGCUAUAUUCAUUUCGAGGUUCUAAAAUUGGCCGUGGUACAUAUGGACAUGUUUAUAAAGCGACGCCAAGAUUUGAAACACCUGAAAAUAAAGGUAAAACAUAUGCAUUAAAACUUAUUGAAGGAAAUGGUAUUUCAAUGAGUUCCUGUAGAGAAAUUGCUUUACUAAGAGAAUUGAGCCAUCCAAAUCUUAUUAAACUUAAUCGUGUUUUUCUCAGUCCAGAAAGAAAAGUGUGGCUGUUAUUUGAUUAUGCAGAACAUGAUCUCUGGCAUAUUAUAAAAUUUCAUAGAAAUGCUAAACAAAAAAAACAAGCAGUUAUGGUUCCAAAAUCUAUGGUAAAAUCUCUUUUAUUUCAAAUUUUAGAUGGUAUUCAUUAUUUGCAUACAAAUUGGAUUUUACAUAGAGAUUUAAAACCAGCUAAUAUUCUUGUUAUGGGUGAUGAUCCGUAUGAAAGAGGUCGAGUUAAAGUAGCUGAUAUGGGUUUUGCACGUACAUUUCAUACUCCGGUGAGACCUCUAGCGGAUUUAGAUCCUGUAGUUGUUACUUUUUGGUAUAGAGCUCCUGAACUUCUUCUUGGAGCUAAACAUUAUACAAAAGCAAUAGAUAUAUGGGCAAUAGGUUGUAUUUUUGCAGAACUACUAACAUCUGAGCCCGUUUUUUUUUGUCGUGAAGAAGACAUUAAAGCAAGUAGUCCUUAUCAUAAAGAUCAAUUGAGUAGAAUAUUUCAAGUUAUGGGUUAUCCACAAGAUGCCGAUUGGCCAGAUCUCAAAAAAAUGCCUGAAUAUCAAAGGUUGUCAAAAGAUUUUAAAAGACAAACAUUUUCAGAGUGUGCAUUAUAUAAAUAUCUAGAAAAACAUAAAGUUAAAACAAAUGACAAAGGAUUUAGUUUGUUACAAAAACUUUUAACUUUUGAUCCGUUAAAAAGAAUCUCAGCAAUUGAUGCUAUAAAUGAUGCUUUUUUUAAAGAAUCACCUAAACCUACAUUAGAUGUCUUUCGUGGUGGUCCAAUUCCUUAUCCUCGUAGAGAAUUUAUGCAAGAUGAAAAUGAAGAAAAAAUAAUAGGAAAACAUAUACCUCAACAAAAUAUACAAAUUCAACAACAUUUAAUUAAUAAUAUAGGUACAAAUAAAUUAGUUCAACAAGGAAAUAAUCAGGUACGGCAAAUUUCUGAACCAGACAUUAAAUCUAAUCAAUUUUCAAAUAUAACAAUGGCAAAUCAAACAGAAUUUAGUCAUUUAAACAAUCAUUCUGGAAAUUUAAAUCAACCGCCUCCUCAACAGGUAAAUGUUUUUAAUGAUGGCAAUCAACAGAAUGUUGUACAAAUGCAACAGAAUCAAUAUAAUCAACAGCAAAUAUUCACAGGACAUGAUCAAAAUCGAAUGAUACUCCAGCAACAACAACAACAACCAGUUGUUCAAAAUACUAUUCGUGGUCCAAAUGGACAAUUCAUAAGUCAACAACAAUCUCGUAUAAUUUCACAAGAUCAAAAUAGAAUGAUGAUUCAACAGAAUCAACAUCAAUUUAACCAACAACAGCAACAACUCUUUGUUCCUCAUGACCAAAAUAGGAUGAUGAUACAACAACAAGGACGAAUGAUUCAAUCACAGGGACAAAAUAAUAUGAUUCCAAUACAACAACAAUACAUUCAACAACAGCAACAGCAUCAAAUCCCUCAACAACAGCAGCAACAGCAACAACAACAACAACAAAUGAUGCAACAACAAAACUUUAUGUGGAAUCAACAACAGCGGUAUCAAUAA
This is a messenger RNA of Strongyloides ratti, 1815 nucleotides long. Its product is annotated as Cyclin-dependent kinase 19. Gene Ontology annotation, molecular function: cyclin-dependent protein serine/threonine kinase activity; ATP binding; RNA polymerase II CTD heptapeptide repeat kinase activity. Gene Ontology annotation, biological process: protein phosphorylation. NCBI's taxonomy places the organism in Eukaryota, Metazoa, Nematoda, Chromadorea, Rhabditida, Strongyloididae. The record is from RefSeq and is a predicted model, not a curated record. The transcript is spliced from 2 exons. The coding region runs from base 1 to 1815 and encodes 604 amino acids. Gene Ontology annotation, cellular component: mediator complex; nucleus.